Dissoconium aciculare CBS 342.82 is the source of this 2565-nucleotide messenger RNA. RefSeq lists its product as uncharacterized. The record is from RefSeq and is a predicted model, not a curated record. NCBI's taxonomy places the organism in Eukaryota, Fungi, Ascomycota, Dothideomycetes, Mycosphaerellales, Dissoconiaceae. Bases 306 to 2468 code for a protein of 720 amino acids. The transcript has a single exon.
CGCAGCCUUGUCCACGCGGUAUUUGUAUGAAAUGGCGUGGGCUCCCAGUAUUGCGACCUGCUACGGUCUUUCGACUACUGCCUCACGGUUUGUUGCAUCUCAACGUGUUUCUUUGCAUUCCUUUCCUUGUGUCAGAGCAUUUCUCUUCGCAUUUCGAUCAUUUGCAACAACGAGCAUAGCUGCUGGUCAGCUCGAAACAACAUACUACCCGAAAAUAAUCAAGAAAAGACCAGUCCACGAUUUCACAAUCGUAAUCGCAUUUACAGAAGAGAUAUAUAUCGAGAUAAUCAAAGAUCGAGGCAAAGAUGCCGGCAUAUCAACAGCCACCGCAACUCUCAGCGAGUCUGCCAGGCAUCCUCAGACAGAGGGCAUCAGGAUCGACCCUUGUCCCACAAAUAAUCAAAAACACACUCCCGACUUGCGCGCAGACGUGUUUGUCAUCAUAUAUACCGCAGCUGUUUCCCAAUUGCGCCACAGAUGAUAUCACCUGUCUAUGCACAGGAUAUGGUUCUCAAGAUUACACCUUGGGCGAGGUGUCAUAUCUUUGCGUACAGACCGGAUGUCAGUCCGAUUCUUCAGGUCUCAGCACACAGGUGACGGCCUAUAACAUCUGCAAGAAUCAAGCUGGGUCUGUUCCCAACAAGCAUACAGUCCUCGUGCUUCCGACUGCAACCACCCUUUCCCCAACCUCGACAACCACACAGACCGUGCUCAGCUCGGGGACAACGACCACGGGUGGUCCGAUGACGACAACAAGUGCCGGAAGUAGUCAAAUUACAUCGAGUGCGCUACCGGGAUCAGGUGUGGGAGCAGGGUGGACAGCGACGACAACGGUGACAGUUUCCGACUCUGCGGCAACAGCGACUGGUGCGAGUGGUCAGCAUUCUGGCGGCUCGACCUCUUUGAGCAGUGCUCAAGCAGUUGGGGUAUCCAUAGGAGCCUUCGCAGGUCUGUUCCUUCUCGUGCUACUGAUAUGGUGUUGCAUAUGUUGCCGUAGAAGGAAGCCUGCGAAGGAAAUGUCGAAGCGCAAAUCCUACGAUUCCUCGGCUGAAGUGCCUCGUCGGACCUGGAAACCGCGAUAUGGCGUGACCCAUAUACGCGCGUCGCUCAACAUCCGACAACCUCAAAUGGCCGCGCAAGAAUCGGGGAUGCCUACAGAGCCAUGGGUAGCCCAGCGAACUCCCCGAGGUGCCAGCAGCAAGAACCGUGUUGAGCCCAUUCGGAACAUGCGCCCGGAUUCAUCCAUGAACAGAACAGCAUCGCGUUGGAGCCACAAGAGUGCAGACAGCAAUGGUUCCGUAUCGCAUCUGCUCCCAACGAAACCUUCUGCAGCAAAAAUCAAUACGCCUUCGCAAGAGACUUCCCACGCCCAGUUGCCCGCUGCCCCGGGUGUACCACCGAAAUCACCCAAAAUGACGGCCAAUGCUUAUACCCCCACCACAGUCUUCGAAGAAGACCAGAGCGCUUUCGUUCCGGGACUUCCGGCAAAUCCAGCGAUCGGACUUCGGCCUUUCAAUAAAUCCGAGCCACCAAGGAUGCCACCCGUCCGACCCGAUCGCUCACAGCAGCCGCCUCUGUCCCUUGAUAUACCGAAGCCCCUCUCGAAACCGGUCGCCAAGCCAGUCGCUAUGCCGUGGCCAGUUGCCCCAGCCCCAGCACCAACACAAUCGUCUUCGUCAAUAAUAGUGAUUUCACAGCCCGCGAUUCCAGCACCAAUUACACCGCCGAUGCCAAAGACGACGCCUGUCAUUGUAACUCACUCGGUAGCCACCGCAAAUCACAGAUCCGGCAGGUCACCGCCCAUGAGAUCCACAUCUCCUGAAGAGGACCACUCGCAAACACGUCGCGUACUCCCGCCUGCAUUGACCAUCAACAAGGUUGCGACUAGACAGCGAGCUGUGCGGUCAUCUACUGCCUCAGAUACCUCAUUUGAAAGCAUGGGCGACGAUGAGCCCACCCCACCCGAACAAGAAAAGCAUCUUACUCCGGUCGCAGAGAUGUCUCCGAUUACAGCGGUUCGCUAUCCCAAGGUGCCCCGAAGCACCAACCAAGCAGUGUCGAGAUCGCCCGCUCAGGCAGCGCCGGCUCGACCAGUGCACAACGAAGCGUACAGCACUUCCACACCGGGCUUCAGCCCCUCGAGAGUCUACCCGACGACGCCAACCACAUCCGCUGUUGGAGACCGGCAGGCCUGGUCUCCAACCGGCACGACUUUGAUCCGCAGUCAACGCUCAUGGACAAAGGGCGAUGAUGUCGCGAUCCGUACGCAACCCACGAGCCCGCUCCACAGCUACAAUCAACGCAGCCCGACGAUGAAUAUGAGGGUCGGUUCGCCCGCGUUAAGUCAGAGCUCGAAAUUGGCUCCGACCUUGAUGAGGCAGGGAGAUGACCUGUACCUCAGCGUCAAAGUCGGUUCGCCUGUCCAGACCGAAUUUCCUCGGCAGGCGCGCCCGCCGAAUGUGAUAUGAUACCCAUUUCUCUGAUGUAAUUUAUGUAUGAAGAUUCCCACAAAUCGAUUGAAUUUGACCUCUGCCCUUCGAUUGUUAAUUUGCCGUUAUCGCACAG